AUGGUGAAACGAAAACGGAAUUGGACCGGUGAGGAGUCGGAAACCUUGCCGUCUUCACAUCAUGGACCGGACACCAAGGAGCUGGCGGUGCUUGAUGUUUUGCCGGGGAUUACCCGGAAGAUCACAGCUUGCGGAGCCUGCAGGAAACAGAAGAUCAAAUGUGACAUGAGUAAUGGACCUCCAUGCACUCGGUGUCGUCGUCGCGAUUUGUCUUGUGUUUUGAAUAAGAGCCUCCAGUCAUUGGUCGAAGAAGUCAAGAACACAGAGGUGUUACAAAGCGAUAUAUCAGGCCUACACGAAACCCUGGAGACUAUUUGCCAACACCUCAAUUUACCGCGACCAAAACCCCUGUUGUCUAGCGGCGAAGCGAUAGAGGCCGAUGGCAAAUCCGGCGAAAAUGACGACUUAGAGCGAGAUAAUGAAGAUCUGGAUGGAUGUGAGAUCUCCCCACCGGAUACCCCAUCUGCGGUUCAGGCCCCCAUCGAUACAUAUCUGGAUAUUGCCAAACUGGGAAGCCCAGGAUCAUCAGAGAAUACUCCACCGAGUACGACAAAACACCGACAGCACUCCACACCGCAAGACCUUGUUAGCAAAGGGGUGAUAAGCUCAGCGGUGGCAGAGACUUUGGUUGAGAGAUAUCUCGCUCGGCUAGAUCCAUAUCUCUAUGGGAUAUGCAGUGGAUACCGAGAUGUUCAACAAUUACGGGCAACAUCGCCUGUGCUAUUUGCUGCAAUAUGCACAGUCUCUGCACUGCAAGACCCUCAAGGGCAACGCAUAUAUGAAGCCUGCAAUCGUGAAUUCCGCCGCCUCGUGUCGCGGUCGCUUUUUGAGAAGCACGACCUAGAACACGUUCGAGCGCUCUGCAUUAGCUCUUUCUGGCUUUCGGAUGCGUCAAGGAUCUUAUCGAGUGAUGCUAUCCGACGAGCGGCAGAUAUGCGUCUACAUCGUAGCUUCGAGCAUCUGUCAGUCCCGAUGGAUCCCCGGCUGAUACCAGGGGGUCAUGGUGGUCCCCAAUCCAUCCACGACACGACGAUAUUGCAAGACCGUGUCAGGCUUUGGUAUCUCACAUUCAUAUCUGACCAACACCUGUCUAUUCUGCAUAACCGUGACCCGCUCUUGCGCAGUGACAAGGAAAUUGCCUUGAGUUGGGAAACUUUCCUUGCUCGGGAGGACACAACAGACUGCGAUGUUCGCAUUAUAUCGCAAGUCGCCCUGCUUGUUAUCAUGAGCCAAGUUCGUGAUCUGCUAGGAUCUGAUCAAGGGUCUCGUGUCCCACAAUCUUUGUCAAAUCAGAUUAUUCACUAUUCUCGCCAGUUGGAUCGUUGGUUCGCCAAGUUCUCGGCUCUAUUUAAACCAGAUCCCUACAUUGGGGAUUUCCCCAAACGUGGUCUUCAAUUGCACUACCAUUUCGGAAAGCUUUAUCUUGGUCAUCAAGUGUUCAAAGGAUUGAAUGGCGAACUGAUACCACCUCACUUCUUGACUGCAGCCGGCAUGGCCCACGAAGCCGCCGUAGCGAUUUUCGAGAUGAUCCUACAUGAAGAUUUACAAUCAAGUCUGAUUGGUAUGCCGCAUUAUUUCCACAUAAUGAUUGCGUUUGCAGGUCACUUUUUGCUAGAAGUGACGCAGAAUUAUCAUACCCAGUUGUCUAUCGACCAAACCCAGAAUUUCGAGUUGAUCCAGAAGGUGCUGGAAUUGUUCCAGGAUAUACCGGCAGUUCAACAGCACCCUAUAUGCAGGAUGACACCCGGAUUAAGUCGGAAGUUGCGAGAGAGUGUAGGUGUUCUGCAAGGAAGCAAUGGACAUAUGCUUCAGUCGUUAGGGGCACCAACCGGUGCAAUGGAUUAUACCGCAAACUCCCUUCAGAUGCCACCACCAUCAGGCCCAUUCUCGUUCUCUGAAGAUUCGCUUGUUACGUCUGGGGAUGACUUCUUGCUUGCAGAUUUUGGAGAGUUCAAUUUUGCUGGAAUGUUGUCGAACGGAAUGAGUUGA
Molecule: messenger RNA, 1989 nt
Organism: Penicillium brevicompactum
Lineage: Eukaryota; Fungi; Ascomycota; Eurotiomycetes; Eurotiales; Aspergillaceae
Product: Zn(II)2Cys6 transcription factor
Exons: 3
Coding region: 1-1989 (662 amino acids)
Biological process (GO): regulation of DNA-templated transcription
Cellular component (GO): nucleus
Molecular function (GO): DNA-binding transcription factor activity, RNA polymerase II-specific; zinc ion binding; transcription cis-regulatory region binding
Source: RefSeq, a predicted model, not a curated record